Molecule: messenger RNA, 3228 nt
Organism: Cydia amplana
Lineage: Eukaryota; Metazoa; Arthropoda; Insecta; Lepidoptera; Tortricidae
Product: guanine nucleotide exchange factor DBS-like
Exons: 20
Biological process (GO): intracellular signal transduction
Cellular component (GO): cytoplasm
Molecular function (GO): protein binding; guanyl-nucleotide exchange factor activity
Source: RefSeq, a predicted model, not a curated record
CUUAUUUAUUUAUGGUGGUCCGAAAUAAAUCACGGCCCAAAAUGCGUGAAAUUCCGUAAAGGGCAGGGUUGUGCUGUUGUGUUUGUUUUCGGUGUUUCGGUGGAAACGAUGGCUAAUUCUCCAACGAGCAUUGAGACGCAAAUAGACAGUUUCUUGGAGCAAUUUAAGAGAAGUGCCUCUAAGGCGAUGGAGGAGCGAAUAGAAUGGCCUGACGGUCCAUCCCCUGGUGCGGUGGUGAAGUCUCGCAGCAGCUGCUUCGCGCUGGACUCUGCAGCUGACGCGGGCUGCGAUGACUGCGGCGAGGAUGAAGGCCGGCUGGUCUCCGAGCUGCUACUCCCGCAGUACGCGCUGGCCACGGGCGGGCUGGCGCGCGACCAUCGCCCGCUCAUCACCUUCCCCGACAACAACAACUUCCACCUCCUCACGGCGCCGGAGUACCGCCGCCUGCUGCUGUACCUCACCUCUGUGCCCUCAUUGUUAGAAGCCGACAUGGGGUUCCACAUAAUAAUAGAUCGAAGAAAGGACAGAUGGAAUUCAGUCAAAACAGUAUUAAUAAGGAUCUCAGAGUUUUUCCCUGGCAUCAUCCACACAGUAUACGUGCUCAGACCAGCCAGCUUCCUCCAAAAAGCGCUCUCGGAAGUGAGCAGCAAGCUGUUUAAAGAAGAGUUCCGGUUCCGAGUACUAGUGUGCUCAUCAGUUGAGGAACUGUAUGAGCACUUUGACCGGUCGCAACUCACGCCGGACCUUGGUGGGGAGCUGCAGUACUCGCACGCUGAGUGGAUACAGCAGAGAAUUGCCCUGGAAAUGUUCUCUACGUUAAUGAAAGAGAUCUCAAGCAAGCUGGACGAGUUUAUGCACGAAAUAGUGGAUUGCGACAUGGGGAACGAUCCGACACAAACCAAAGAAUUAUUAGACUGCCAGGAAACUAGGUAUAAAGAGUUGAAGACGGAACUGGCGGCGGCGACCACGCAAGGCGAGGAGCUGCUGACGCAGAUGAGGAAACCAAAUCUAACGUUUAUUAGUAAUAUUAUAAGUCACGUAGCCGCUGUUGAGAGGUUACUAGUACAACUAGAAGAGACUGAAAAGCAAUUCGACAAUUUUUGGCAAAAACAUUCCACAAAAUUAAACCACUGGCUUCAAUUUAGGACAUUUUUAUUAAAUUUUAAACAAAUGCAGGCUACUUUAGACAAUCAUCUGAAGGCAGCAUGUGACAUGACCGAGGUUGGAGAAACGGCGAGUAGAGUGGAAAGUUUAAUUCAAGAAGCUAUUGAUUUCGAAAAACUUUGCAACUGUGAUCUAGAUACUGCUGCAUCCGUUAUAGACGACGGAGAGAAGCUAAUGCAGGACCCCCUCAGUUCAGUAGACCACAUAGAGUCCAAGUGCGAGGAGCUGCGCCGCACCAGUGCGCUACUCGCUGACAAGAUACAGAAACGGACGCAGCUGCUAAAUAAGGCCAGGGAACUCAUGGACAGGAUAGACAAGGCCAACGACUGGUGCGCGACCGGCGUGGAGAUCCUGGCCGGCGAGGGCGGCCUCAUCGCCGUUGACAAGCUGCUAGAAGACGCGCAGGGUUUCGGCCUCAGCGCGCCCGACCUGUUCCGCGAGGCUUUAUUACAGUCCGCCACGCAGGAGACCAAGGCGCUGGUCGCACAGGUGGCCCAAAGGGUGGAAGAUGUCUGGCUAAUGGCUACAGUGAAGCGAGCGACACUUCAGCGUGCUGCAGCUAAACCCGCGCGGCCCGUGCAGUCCGUGCCUCCGACCACCGUACCAGCUGUCAACACACAGAUGGAGACGUCAGGUGGUUCAGAGAGCUCGAGCGGCGAGGACGCAGAGGCGCGGCGGUUGCGGCGCGGGCACGUGCUCGCGGAGCUGCUGCAGACUGAGCGGGUCUACGUGCAGGAGCUCGGUUCAAUACUCACUGGUUACAAAGAGGAGAUCGAGAAGCCAGAGAACCAGCACCUGCUGCCGGCGACGCUGGUGGGGCAGGCCGACGUGCUCUUCGGGAACCUGCACGAGCUCUUCACAUUCCACCAGGACGUGUUCCUCAAGGACCUAGAGCGGUCCAUCUCGGCUACCGAACUCGUUGCACUCUGUUUUGUUGAGAAGCGAGAGACAUUCUUCCGGCUCUACAGCUACUACUGCCAGAACAUCCCCCGAUCGGAGCGGCUGCGCGAGACUCUGGUGGACACACACCUCUUCCUCCAAGCGUGCCAGCUGCGGUUAGGGCACAAGCUGCCGUUGGCCGCGUAUCUGCUCAAGCCAGUGCAGAGGAUCACCAAGUAUCAGCUGCUAUUAAAGGACCUCCUGCGGUACAGCGAAUGUGGCUCGAUGAGCUCGAACCUCCAGCAGGCGCUCGAAUGUAUGUUGGUCGUGGUCAAAUGCGUCAACGACUCCAUGCAUCAGAUCGCCAUCACUGGCGUACCCGUGGACCUAGCGCAACAAGGCGAGCUCCUGAUGCAAGGCUCGUUCCUCGUCGCGUCGGAAAGCAAACGGGACCUGCGGCUCAGAAUACGGCCGCGGCGUCGGCAUAUCUUCCUCUACGAGAAGGCCAUGCUCUUCUGCAAGCCGGCUACUAAGAACAGCCACAACAAGGCUACUUAUCACUUUAAGAAUGAUCUCCAGAUGUCACAAAUCGGACUCACAGAGUCUGUGAAAGGCGACCUCCGCAAGUUCGAAGUAUGGCGGGAGCACCGACUAGAAGUACACACGAUCACAGCGCCCUCUGUGGAAGUGAAGCGAGCGUGGGUCGAGCGCAUUAAAAGGGUUCUACUCGAUCAGCUGAAGGAACUCAAGGGCGAGCGCGUCAGGAAGUACGGCAUGCAACACAGCAGGACACUAAUCCAGGCCAGUUCCUGGGACCUGGGCCCCCCGGCCCCGCAGGCCAAGCCCCCCGCGCCCGCCUGCACGCCCCGCACGGCCUCCUGCGACUCGCACGACGAGCCCUGCUGGUCCACCGACCCCUCGGAGGACGAGGAGGACGAACCCGAACAGGCGCCGGCGGUGGGGUGCGGCCUAGUGGCGCUGUCGGAGUACACGGCGGUGGGCGCGAGCGAGGUGUCGCUGCGCGAGGGCCAGCAGGCCGAGCUGCUCAAGGUCGGCUGCGCGGGCUGGUGGUACGUGCGGCUGGCGGGCGGGCACGGCGAGGGCUGGGCGCCGGCGGCGUACCUCGACCAGCGCAAGACCUCCCGCUCGUCCAGCCGCUCGCACGACCGGUUGCACGACCACUGA